GGGUCCGCUCAGCGAGGUCCCAGGAGGCAGGUAAGAGGCGUGCAAAUAGGAGGGGGACAGAAAGGACCCCCAAAGGAAGGGAAAGGAGCCAGGAAGGAGCCUACUGAGACGCUUGUGCAGUGAAGUUGGGGAGAGAACAGAAGAAAGUGCUGGCUGGACCAGAGACACCAGGGGAAGUUCAGACACCAGCACUCAGCCCAGCCCCGGCACAGAGAGCCAGCCUGGUGGUGACCCCGUGACCCUCUUCAGAAGCCUCUACCUGCAGGGCGGCCAACGCACAGGUGCUUUGGGAAGAAGGCCUGUUCUGGAAUCUGGGAGCCGCAGAAGCCGGAGGAAUCGAGGAGGGUUUCUGGGAGCACCCCUCAAGCUUCAGUGUGGCCCAGGUCUGGGUUGGCCACCUGGGGCUCGCCGGUGGCACUCCAGCCUUCCAGAGGUCUGGCCGGAGCCAGCAGGAAAGAGCCGCACUCCAGAGAAAGGGUAAAGGUGGACACUUUGCCUCCAGAUCUCCUCUGGGGGCAGCCUCCCUCUUCCUUCCAGCUCUGUUGUCCUGUUCCCCACUGGCCAUGACCUCAGGGUCCCUGGCCUAGGCUGGGGACUGUGAAAGUGACCACCCAGGAGAAGACCCGUCACAGUAGGACUGAAUUCGGUUUAGCAAUGGCGAUUCCCUCCAUGUUGAGUCAACGAGGGCUCUAAGCCCGUGGGCAUGGGUACAGCCCCUUCCAGCUUUCCCAACAGAAGCAGCAUCCUUGAUCCCAAGGUGUUUUGAGGUGACCCACAGAAGUCCCCAUGGAGACAUAACCGUGCUGGAUAAUCCAACGUGAGAAUCUCUGUUCACCUCUACUCACCCUCUUGAUUCCAGGAGUUUCAGGAAAGCAAGGACCCCUCCACGGACAUUGGCCCCUCUGCCCCCUCGCAGCUGCCCGUGAAGGGUGCCAAGGCGGGCUCUGAUCUCCACGGGAGAUGGAGAGGAAGAGCUCGGGGUGCUGUGAGGCUCCAAAGAAACGGGGCCUGUCUUUCUCCAUCGAGGACAUCUUAAAGAGGCCGGCUGAGAGGAGCGAUGUGGUCAGGCCGGAAGGGACAAGUGGACGGGGCACCAGGCAGGCAGCAGCUGCAGAUUUCGAGCCAGAGAGACCCCCACAGGACCAGCCCCAAGAGGGGAAGAAGGGUAAGCGGAGGAUCCGAACCACCUUCACCACAGAGCAGCUGCAGGAGCUGGAGAAGAUCUUCCACUUCACUCACUACCCUGAUGUCCACGUCCGCAACCAGCUGGCGGCCAGGAUCAACCUCCCGGAAGCUCGUGUGCAGAUCUGGUUCCAGAAUCAGCGAGCCAAGUGGCGGAAGCAGGAGAAGACAAACAGCCUUGGGGCUUCGCAACCGCAGAGUGAGGCCGGCUUGGCCCCGCCCACAAACCCGGACGUGGCCAAACUGGACUCUGAGAAGCAAAGUGACUUUUCCGAGACAAACGGUUGCUGUAAAUGCUGGAAUGAGGACCAGGUUUCCUGGCCCCCCUGGGCAAGUGCUUCUCCCCAGGGCCCCACGCUGCCCCCCCCUGCACAGCCCAGGCUGCUUCCUCUCACCAGGUGCUGUCCACCAGCUCAAGGUCAACUGACCUCUGCCUGGCUCCCCGCCCAGAUCACCCUCCUCCCAUGCCACCCAUGGGAGACACAGCCUCUGCCAGGCCCUCUCAUCAUCCAGCAGACCUGCAUCCCUACACUCUGCUUGUUCCCACCUCCACACCCCAGAAGAGGCAGCAUCUGUACCACCUCCACAACAGAGACUGGACAUCCUCUCCUGCAUGGAGCCUCUCUCCUCUCCAGGUGAAAACAGGUGGCGGGAAAGUAACCAGGUCUCUGGGGGAAUCAAUCUCAUGAUUCAGAGAUGACCCACAGUUCAGGAAGCCACCCUGAGCAUGUCCUUUGGCAGGUUGCUUCGGAUUCAGCAGCAAGGUGACCAAUAAAGGAAGCUCUGCUCUCUCCUGGCCAGUGUGGCCCUCCUGCUUCAGACAACAGACACUAUGUGAGGUCUCAGGAUGAGCCCUGGAAGGAGGAGGUUGCCCUCUUGCACCUGUGUUUCCUUUGUGUGGUUGUGUGACCUCCAGCCAGUCGCUCACCCCUCUGGACUUCAUCUGUAACACAGGCUGUUGCACAAGAUGACUCCUGAGCACCCUUCUGGCCCUUACCUUGGUGAGAUGAACCAUGGUGAGAACAGCACAGAGAAGGCAAAGGAGAGGUUGUUUGUUCAUUCACUCAUAAGUCACUUAUUAAACACCUACUGAGUGCUUCAUACAUGGAACUGGAUAUUGGCAUGAACAACUGAGGCACUGCCCACAGGAGCUCAGUCCAGGAUGACCAAAAGGGUAAUGCUGACCUUCCCCUGCAGGCAGAACAUUCGCUCAAUGACCUUGCAAGAGGUCCACAGUUAAUGCAUUCUGUUAGGGAUUGAUAUGAAUGUUCUAAAGAGGAAGAGAAAUAUAGAAACAUUUCUUUAA
This is a messenger RNA of Cervus elaphus (red deer), 2488 nucleotides long. RefSeq names its product intestine specific homeobox (gene ISX). Gene Ontology annotation, molecular function: RNA polymerase II transcription regulatory region sequence-specific DNA binding; DNA-binding transcription factor activity, RNA polymerase II-specific. The record is from RefSeq and is a predicted model, not a curated record. Lineage: Eukaryota; Metazoa; Chordata; Mammalia; Artiodactyla; Cervidae. Gene Ontology annotation, biological process: regulation of transcription by RNA polymerase II.